Molecule: messenger RNA, 420 nt
Organism: Lodderomyces jiufengensis
Lineage: Eukaryota; Fungi; Ascomycota; Pichiomycetes; Serinales; Debaryomycetaceae
Gene: MCI4
Product: Mci4p
Exons: 1
Coding region: 1-420 (139 amino acids)
Biological process (GO): respiratory electron transport chain
Source: RefSeq, a predicted model, not a curated record
AUGAGAUUCACAUCAGUAUUAAGACAAAUACCAAAAUUACAUCUAUCAGAAGUUAUAGUAAGAGCGGGAGAAGGUUUACCUACGGGUAUAACAGGUUUAUACAAGCAUCCUGAUCCAAGACCUGCUUUAAUAUCAUUAUAUAACGAACAAUUAAAGGUAUUAAACGAUAAAUUUCCAAAAUCAUCAGUAUAUAGACAAUCAGUUGAAAGUUUGACCAAGAAUAGAUUAAGAAUAGUUGAAGAUGAGGAAAUUGUAGAAAAUAUUGAAAAUAAAAUUGGAAAUGGAUUAAUUGAAGAAGUAGUUGUACAAGCUGCUGAAGAAUUAAAUUUAAGUCAUGAAUUAGCUGGAUUAAAAUGUUGGGAAGAAUUAGAAGAAAAACCUUUGGAAGAUCAAUGGGUUUAUUUUGGUAAAAAAAUAUGA